Messenger RNA from Brassica rapa (field mustard), 4637 nucleotides. RefSeq names its product SNF1-related protein kinase catalytic subunit alpha KIN12. Gene Ontology annotation, cellular component: cytoplasm. NCBI's taxonomy places the organism in Eukaryota, Viridiplantae, Streptophyta, Magnoliopsida, Brassicales, Brassicaceae. Gene Ontology annotation, molecular function: ATP binding; protein serine/threonine kinase activity. Gene Ontology annotation, biological process: intracellular signal transduction; protein phosphorylation. The record is from RefSeq and is a predicted model, not a curated record.
AUUUAUAAUUGAAAUUAUGAAAAUGUUAAAAUAUAUCUAUUAUAUUUUAAUUAAUAUUAUAAAAUUUUAUAAUAAAAACAAUUUCAAUAAAUUUUCAAAAUUAAAUUAUAACUUUCUAAAUAUAAAUUUUAUAUUUAUUAUAAUUUUAUGAUUUUUGAUAUUUUUAUAAUUAUAUUAAAUAUAAAUAUUGUUAAUUUAUUAUUUGAUUGUUACCGCAUUAGGUAGUUAAGCAGUCAUAAGUCAUCCGUAAACGCACCAAUUUUUAACCGCAGUACCAGUCGUACAAAAAUUUUAAAAGCGCUAGAAACCGCAACCCCCCGCAUCCACAAACUCUCGCAACCGCUGCGUUUGAACCAUUCAGGCCCUUAAUUGUUUUCUCCGCAGGUACAUAUGCUAUAAUAAAUAUACUAGGAAAUAAAAAUUGUGUAGUUAGUCAAACCACCCAUUAACAUUAAUUGCAAUUGUUAUAAAAUAGAAAUAUAUUAUUGGCAUAAGAAUUGUUGCAUAUAUAUGUGGAUUCUAAUACCAUAUAAAAACAAACCUUUUUACUAAUAUAUUUUAAAUUUAUAUUGUCAUUUUGCAAAUUAAUCCAAUAUUAGCUAAAACAGAUAUUGACCAUUAAUUUUAACGUUCGGGUGUCAAAAUUAAUUUAUUAUUAUGUAAUGAGUCAUCAUGAUUCAUGGAAAAAGUGUGACUCGUUUUUUUCUUUUUUUUGUUUUCUUUGUCACUCUGACUCAGAUUCUUGCAUAAGUCAAAACAAGAUAAAGACCAGAGAAAUGAAAUAAAAAAGGGUGCGACCGUGGACAAAGAAGCCAUACAAUUGCUUUUUCUUAUCUUUUACUCCUCCUAGUCCCCUAUUGUUUUCGUGUAUGUGUUCAUAUGGUGUUUCAGAUUUUCAUUUCUCUUUAUCAAUCAAGAAUUUUUCCGAUUUUGAUCUUGAAUUUUUAUCUAUUGCAGAUUUCCCCAACAGUGAAAUGAAUGGAUCAUCGAGUCAAAUUUCCAGUAAGAGGAAAUCAGUUCUACCAACUUAUAAGAUUGGUAAAACUCUUGGACAAGGAUCUUUUGCGAAAGUGAAAUUAGCUGUGCAUAAAACUACUGGACACAACGUUGCUAUCAAAAUCCUUAAUCGUGAGAAGAUUAAGCAGAUGGGAAUUGAAGCAAAAGUGGAGAGGGAGAUCAAAAUUAUCAGAUUGUUGAUGCAUCCUCAUAUCAUCCGUCAAUAUGAAGUUAUAGAGACACCAGAAGACAUUUACGUUGUCAUGGAGUAUGUUAAGGCUGGCGAACUGUUUGACUAUAUUGUAGAGAAAGGUAAAUUACAUGAAGACGAGGCUCGCUAUCUUUUUCAGCAGAUCAUAUCUGGUGUGGAGUAUUGUCACCGCAAUAUGAUCGCUCAUCGAGAUCUCAAACCGGAGAAUAUACUCAUGGAUACGAAAUUCAACAUAAAGAUUGCAGAUUUUGGAUUGAGUAAUGUCAUGCAUGAUGGUCACUUUUUGAAGACCAGUUGUGGAAGCCCUAACUAUGCUGCUCCGGAGGUUAUUUCAGGAAAACUGUAUGCGGGACCAGAAGUGGAUAUUUGGAGCUGUGGAGUCAUAUUAUACGCUCUACUAUGCGGUAAUCUUCCUUUCGAUGACGAAAAUAUGCCUGGUCUAUUCAGCAAAAUCAAGAAGGGAGAGUAUAUUCUUCCAGAUCAUUUAUCGUACGCCGCUAGAGAUUUGAUACCGAGAAUUCUUACGGUUGAUCCUAUGAUGAGAAUUAGCAUUCCUGGGAUUCGUCAACAUCCUUGGUUCAGUAGUAAACUUCCCCCUUAUCUUGCUGCUCCUCCAUUGGAUACUACAGAACAAGCUAGAGAGAUUAAUGAGGAGAUCAUUCGAGACGUGGUCAACCUAGGGUUUGUUGAAAAACACGUUAAGGAAUCUCUUUUAAACAGAAUCCAAAACGAGGCAACCGUUGCAUACUAUCUGUUACUGGACAGUCGACGUCGUAGUCCCAGUGACUAUUUCGAGUCCAAUGUUAAUAGGAUUUCGAGUUUUAAUUCGACGAUUCCAGCUCAAACGGUUGCUCCGUUUCCUGCAUUGGUUAAUCAUCACCUCAUGGCUGGACUAAGACCACGGGUUAGCGCUGAUAAAAAAUGGACCCUUGGACUUCAGUCUCAAGCGCGUCCUAAGGACAUCAUGACUGCUGUUUUUAAGGCUCUUCAAGACCUUAAAGUGAGCUGGAAACAGAUUGGAGAGUACAACAUAAAAUGCAGAUGGGUUCACCAAAGUAGUAUCUCCAAAGAGAAAUCUAACAUGAUGGAAGCUGAACUUGCGAUGAUCUCACCAACCGUUCUCAAGUUUGAACUUCAGCUGUACAAAGCAGGUGAGGGAAAGUACGUGCUGGACAUCCAGAUAGCUGAUGGACCUCAAUUUCUCUUCUUGGACCUGUCCGUCUCUCUUCUCAGAGAGCUAAAUGUGGUCUGAAGCUCGAUAUCUCUUCGGAUAAUUCUUCCAUGCUUCACUGCUUGGAAUUCAAUUAUGCUAUCUAUGUUUUCUGUAAGCCAGCUUUGGUACUAAACAAAAAAAAACUAGUUAAUUUGUAUUUUGUCUAUUUGCAUGAGUUUUUCUCAAAAUGCAUGAGACAAAAAACAAUAUUUCUCAAUCUAAAUAUGAAAUUAUAUAUUUAAUGCCAACUUGAAAGAAAACAUAGUGUAAGAGAUUGAUUUCGAACAAUAAUAUGUCAUAUAUUCGUGAGUUGUAGUUAUAAGAAUAAAAGAAAAUCACUAUAACUUCUUACAGUAUAAUGGUUUAGGUUGAAUUCGUAAGAAAUAAGAAAUAUCUACAAUAGAACAGGAGAAUAUAUAUGAUGUAUCCUAGCUUGAUAUAGAAGACAUCCUAAUAUUACUAUUCUGUUUUCACAAUAAGUCAUCCUGAGUUACCAUUGCUCCCAACAUGGAUAAGUACUAAGUGUUUAGUAAUCCUCUUCAUCUCAGGAGGAGACCAGGAUAUUUACAUGGUGGAUCUUUGUAACAAGUUAACUGCUACAAUGUUCCUUUACGAGCAGAGCUGGUUCUUAUCUAUGGCAAUAUGAGCAUUUGUCAUGGGUCCAUAGAUUUAUAUUUUUUUUGUGUGUUGAUUUAAAGGUCUAUUCAAUCUGUUAAAAUUAUCAAAAAAAUUCAUAAUUAAGUAAAUUUAAUUUACUUAUUAAAAACAAAACAAUAAAAAAAUCAAUAUUUUUACCAUUAAUUUUGAAAUACUUUUUUCUUCUUUAUCUCACAUCUUAGAGUUCAAGUUAAAAGAAGUAUAGAGAAGAAAAAAUAUAUAAAAUAUUUCUAAAAUAGUCUAUAUUUUGUGUUUCGCCCAAUUCUAUAAUAUUAGUUAAGACGGCACUGUUUAGGAGUGCUUCAAAGGCCUAUGAUAACAGGUUUAGUUAUCUCAAAAAUAUAUUGGGGUUAUGAAAAUAUUUAUUAGCUGGAGAAGUACCAACCGACCAAAGGUCUCCACAUUUAAUAUCAUGAGCCGUCUAAUUCCUUCACUCCUGAUUAAACCGUUUGGUUUUGUAAGAGUAUUUUGAUUUUUGAAAAAAGUUUGUUUUCUUAAUUAAAAUUUUGCUUUGGCAGAGGAUAUUUGUUUUACUUUGUUAUUAUUAUCUUUUGACCUUUUGGGUCUUGGUAAGUUAAAAGGAUAUAGUUUCUUAUGAAAAGCUUCUUGCGGAGAUCGAUGGAUGAUGCUAUUGUUUUCAGUACAGUGAGAAACAAAAAUUAAUUCAAGAAGAACUUGUGUGAUACCAAUGUGUUAGCGGAACUUGAUUCAGCGUAGAAUUGUUUAUUUAGCGUGAAGAAAAAUGUGAAAAUGUCAUUUGGAUUAAAAAAAGAUUUUUGACUUAAAUGAAAAGAAGAAUAAAAAGUCUCAUAUUUUUAUAACAAGAGAAAUGCUGUGGUAUAAAAAUGUCAUUUUCUUAUCAAGGUUCAAAAAAUUGAAAACAAUGUGGAGAAGGAAUGAGAGGAGUAAGAUCGAGAUUAUAUCGUAGAAUUAUAGUUCUCAGAUUCUGUCUGGAGUGUUGCGAAGCAGUCUCAUCACAUAUUCACAUUUGUCUUAUGAAAUUCAAAAACCACACAUAACCGUCACACAUUACGGUCAUUUAUUUGAGUUAAGGACAGAGAUCAAAUCUCGACUCCUUGAAUUCAUUUUUUCUUUAACGAUUUCUUAAAUGUUUUGAAGCUUUAUAUUAUCAAUAUCAUUACUUUUUGUUUUGUGAUUUUCAAUUAUGAUUUUUGCUGUCUUACAGUCUUAACUCAAUAAAUCCGCUUCUUGCUUAUCGCUUGAGUCAGAUAGAAUAUUUCGAACAAUAUUGGUAAAAUGAUUUUAGAAAAUUGGUUUUAGAAACAUUUUUAAAUUAAUCUGAAACGGUUCUGCGAACGCUCUUUAGCUAUUAUGGUAUCCCACAAACACAUUAAUUUCUAACUUAUGUACCACGUACAAAUUAAUUAAUAACAUUUAAAACCACAACAUCGCAUCUGUAAACUCCCGCUGCUAAUAUAUAAAUAAAUACUCACAAAAUAUAAAAAAAAUUCAAAAAAUAGUCUCAAACAUAAUUUUUUAUUUUCAAAAAGAAAUUUUGAAAAAAAUUCAAAAAAAAAUCAAAAAAAAAUUAUAAAAAAU